UUUCUCUGUUGCACUGGAUGAAUGAAGUUGCAGGCAAUACAUCUUGUUGUUACAAGUCCAGUGUUCAGCUUUAUUUUUCCCUCAUGGAUUGCAGCAAUGAUAUUUUUAACCUUCUUGAUGGGUUCCCUGUUUACAGGGUGUUUGUGUGAUGGGCCCUCCACUGCAAUAAACUGUGAAGUUGAGUGUCUCAUUGACUGUCCCAGUGGUUCUUAUUACGCAGUAGGUAACUGCCUGGAAUGCCCUGCAGGACACUACUGUCUUGGGGGUACAGCAGCUCCUAGAAAAUGCCCUUCAGGUACCGCCAAUCAUCUCCCUGCCAAAGAUAGCCUGAAAGACUGUCAGGGUUGUGAUGAUGGCUACAUCAGUAAGGAGACAAGAACGGGAUGUAGGCCAUGUCCAUCUGGAUAUUCCUGUAAGCCUGUUACUGGUUUGAUAGAGCGCUGUCAUCCUGGUUUCUGGUCACCUGAGGGUGUCCUGAAUUGCCUGCACUGCAAUGAAGGAUACAUUUGUCCGGAUGGAAGAGAGAAAAAGACUUGCCCUCCAGGCUGGGAACCUGACCCUUUUCAUGUCCAGUGCAUCCAAUGCCCAGUUGGAUACUUUUCAAGUGAAGGAGUCACUACUUGUCAAAAAUGUCCAGCAGGAAGUUACUGCCCCCACGUUGGCACUUUUCGGCCCAUCCUGUGCCCGCAAGGAUAUUACACCAAUACAGCAGGGCAGUCAGAAUGUACAAAGUGUAAUGGAAGUAUAUUCUGCAUGGAGAAGACUCAUGGACAAAUUGCAAGAGAUGGGAGGAAACAAUCACGCAUUCCUGGAUUUAAAGGAUCAUUAUUACCAUGUCCAUCAGGAAUGUAUUUAGGUCUGCAAAUCAAUGAAGAAUGCAUGCACUGCCCGACAGGUUUUUAUUGCUCGGAUGGUAUAAGUACAUAUCCAUGUCCAGCUGGAACAUAUGGAGCCAGACAAGGGUUAACCAAAGCUUCAGACUGCUCUCCUUGUCCCCAAGGAUACUAUUGCCUAGAGGGGACAUCAGGAAGACCUGGGUCAGAAUUUCUUUGUCCUAAAGGUUUCUACUGUCCUGAAAAGACAUCAGAACCUCACAGCAAUCCUUGCCCUGCUGGGACAUACAAUGAUCAGCUUGGCCUGGCUAUCCAAGGGGGCUGUCGUAAAUGUUCAGAUGGGCUUAUUUGUUCUGAAGGAUCUUCAUUUUCUGGUCUUCCAUGUAGCAGGGGAAGAUUUUGUCCAGCAGGAACAGAAGAAGAAUUGCUUUGUCCACCCGGAACAUUUACACAACACAUAGGAUCAUCAAGAGUUGAGCAUUGCAUAAAGUGCCUUCAAGGUUACUAUUGUCCACAAGGAGUUACUGAUCCAGUUCCAUGCCAGCCAGGAUGGUAUAACCCUCUGGAAGGACAAGACAACAUUACAGAUUGUAGACCAUGUCCAGCAGGCAUGGCCUGUACUCAGCCUGGUCUCUCACAUCCUGAUACUCACUGCCUAGAAGGCUACACGUGUCCUCCUGGUUCAGCCAGUGCUCAUAAUCCUGACAAUGUAUGCCCCCCUGGAACCUUUACAAACUUCAAUAACCUGUCGGACCCCUCCCAGUGUGAGCCUUGCCCUGCUAGGCAUGUCUGUUCUAAAGGUACUGGAGGAAAAUGGAAGCCCCCACUCCCAUGUGCUGUAGGCCAUUAUUGCCCUGCUGGUACUCCAUAUCCACAUCAGUUUAAAUGCCCUGCAGGAAGCUGGAGUAAUCAGACUAAUUUGGCAUCUGCAGAAGAGUGCUUACCCUGCCCUGAGGGCUGGUACUGCGUAUCUGGAGCAAGCAUCCCCUCUGGGAGGUGCAGUUCUGGUCACUAUUGCCCAGCAGGUAGCCAAAUAGGUUCUCAGUUCCCAUGCCCUGCUGGAUACUACACUACACAUUUGGGAAAUAAAAGAGUUGAAGACUGCUUGCUGUGUCCUGAAGGAGCUUACUGCCCUCCUGGAACUGCCAAGACCCCAUUUUGCCCAGAAGGAACUUAUCGCAUGGAGAAAGGUGGAAAAUCACUUGAAGACUGUCAGCUUUGUCCUUCUGGAUACUUCUGUCCAAGGUCUGCAACUGCAAAUCCAAAGGCUUGUGGAACUGGAAGUUUUUCAGUCCCAGGAUCAGUCUCCUGUCAGCCUUGUCUUGAAGGAUAUUACUGUAGUGAUGAAGCAACCAGUGAAACAGUGAUGCUCGCAAACAUGGCUUGUCCUCCUGGACUGAUCUGCAGCGGGGGUUUGAAAAAUCUACCCAAUCAUAGCAGUGGAGCCUGCCCAAUAGGUUAUUAUUGCCUUCGAGGAGACAUAGAUCCAAAGCCAAGGCUUUGUCCAAAUGGGACGUACAAUGAUCAUCUUGGACUGGGCAGCUUGUCUCAGUGCACACCUUGUCCAUCUGGGAAGUACUGCUUCAGUAAUGGAACAGAACCACAACCACUAGUGGAACCGACUGGCAACUGUCCUGAUGGUUAUUACUGCCCAGAAGGUACAGGGCUUCCUUUCUCCUAUCCUUGUGGCCUUGGUAAUUAUAGAAACAGCUUAAAGUCUGAAAGAGGAGAUGUCUGCUACCCUUGUCCACCAGGAUAUUACUGUGACACACUGGGAAUGGUGUCCCCCAAGUGGUGUCCUGCAGGAUUUUAUUGUGUGGAAGGAGCCUCUAGUCCACAGCCCUGUGAACAAGGUACCUACAGUAACUGGGGAGGCCUCAAGUCAAAGAAGGAUUGUAUCCCUUGCAGCAGCGGAAUGUAUUGUUCAAGUACUGGUCUUACUGAGCCUAGCGGCUUUUGUGAAGCAGGAUUCUACUGCAGUGAGAGAGCGUCAUCUGCUACACCACUGGAUGGACUAGGAAGUGGUAUCUGUCCUGAAGGAAGUUUCUGUCCAGAUGGUUCUGCAAUUCCAUCUCCUUGUCCACCAGGCACAUACAGUAACAUCACUGGACUGAAGAGGGUAGAGCAAUGUGCUGAUUGCCCACCAGGAGCCUUCUGCACUGGAUUUGGUAAUAAAGUUCCUACUGGACUGUGUGAAGCUGGCUACUUCUGCACUGGUAGGGCAGACACUCCUGCUCAGCAUGAGACGAUGGAAGGACAUUAUUCAUCUAAGGGUGCGUUUCAAGCUCUGCCAUGCCCCCGUGGCACAUUCCAACCUAUACGUGCACAGUCUUAUUGUCAAGAAUGUCCAAGUGGAAGCUUCUGCAAUGAAACAGGACUUAUGCGACCAUUUAUCUGUCCAGCUGGACACUAUUGCCCUCUUGGAGGUACCCUACCUAUGCCAUGUCCAGUGGGUUCUUAUUUAUCAGCACUUGGAUCCAGUGGUUUAGAUUCCUGUCAGCUCUGUGAAAUGGGAAUGUUUUGCAGCAGAGUGGGUGCAACCGUUCCAGAAGGACCCUGUCUGCCUGGACACUACUGUUCUCAAGGCUCACAUAUCCCUAAUCCUGUAGGUCAUGGGGACUUCAUAGUAAGGGAUAUCAGUGUGGGAUCACAAACACAGUUCUUUGGGAAAACACCCUAUAUAAAAAUAUUUUUAAUUAGCUUUUAUUUAACCUUUAAUCGUCUACUUCAUCUUCUUUUAAAUUAACCAGUCACAUAAAAGUAAGAUAUUGAUUGCAUUUUCUUUUACAAAUAACAUGAAUGUAAAAUAAUGGAUGGAUUGAGCAAGCAAAAUCUGAUAGGAAUCCAGCAGUAUAGUGAACUGUUCUAAAGACAUAUUCUACACCUGUGUUUUCACUAUGGAUACCUUGGAAUACGUAUUUCACUGAAGUUCAAUAAAAAUAAUUAUCCUG
Molecule: messenger RNA, 3784 nt
Organism: Protopterus annectens (West African lungfish)
Lineage: Eukaryota; Metazoa; Chordata; Ceratodontiformes; Protopteridae
Product: neurogenic locus notch homolog protein 1-like
Exons: 22
Coding region: 22-3579 (1185 amino acids)
Source: RefSeq, a predicted model, not a curated record